AUGGUAUACGAUCCCAUCCGGGACAUAGACGUCCCGUCUCCUGCGGCAUCUACCCAAUCGGACCAGCCCUGGCGCCAGAACAUCACGCCGGGAUCGGGUGCGUACUUUGACCCUGCCCGACAGGUGGAUUACGGGAACUCCCCGAACGGCCAUGAAGCAGUCUAUGAUGGUCGUCCUCCGGCUUUCCACGGUGCUGGGAGCUCGCCAUCAUCGACGAUGGGGAUGCGGCGUUCGGUGUCGGGUGGUCUGCGGGGAUUGCUGAACGAUGAAGAGGAGGAUACAUCUCGACGGAGCAGCGCGCAGAGCGGGUUUGAUGGAAACGGAUCGAUGGAGGAUGAUCAUCGGCCUUCCAUCUCGCGCAUCCUCAACAGCGGACCGGGGGAUGGAGGUGCCAUGGUCAAGUCUACGUCUUACUCGUCUCGCGUAUCCAGCUCGCCAGCGAACGCAUCACCGGUCAUCUCGGGCCGGCCUCUCGACAACUCGGGGUUCCUCACUCCUGCCUCGACGUCAAGGCGAGCGAGCCGGUCUCCCUACCCCGUCAACAGCUCGGUCUCACCGGCUCAGCAGCAUACUAUGCUGCCGCAUGACGGUCACGCGCUAGAGUAUGAGGCUCAGCUUCAUCCCCAGGCCGGACCAAGCAGGCGCCGGGUCAGCGGCGGACAGAGCAACCCUCGACCCAUGCUCCCGCCUGACACUAUCCCUCGGCAGGAGUACUAUGAUCCCUCUCGUAUCACUCCUGGCGCUCAGUCGUACGCCCUCCCUAUGCGCUCCCCGUCCAUCUCGGUCUCUCCCCGCUCUCACCAUCAGGCGCUGGGCGGACAGCUCUCCCGGCCCACCUCGUCAUCCUCUAUGGGCCAGCCGUUCUCAUUUCAGCCACCCCCUCUCCCCGCCGAGUCCCCCUCCUACGUCACACGGCAGCUUUCUGAAGCUCCAUCCCGCCCGUCUUCCGGCUCGCAGCCCCCUCGGCAGUCAUCGCUCGUCCCACGCGACUCGGGCAGAUCGAGCGUCGCCUCUCGUACACCACUCCGAUCCCCUACACCCCUCCGCGUACCCUACCAGCCAAAUCGCACGACACAGCCGACUUCGGUCCUCCGUCCCAUACUACCGGACGAGGUGGCCAGGAUGCGGUCCGCUGCGAUAGUGAACAACCCUCUCCGUCGGCGGCCACGCAAAGCUGCACCAUCCUGGUCCGGACCCUCGCCUGGUGCGCGGGCGGAUCGGUCGAGUCUGCCAACCGAGUCCGACUCGUCCUACUUCCCAGCCACACAUCAGACGCCCGAACCUGGACCAAGCCGCAAAGCAUCACAAAUCUCACGGCGGGAUGGCUCGGUCUCGGCGGGCCUGACGAGCCUCACUUCUGGUGGGACGGCAGUGACACCCACGGAGACGAAUGGGAAGGCGCCGAAAGGGUCAGGGAAGCGGAAACAGAGCUCGCAGGAUGCAGGGAACGAUGAGCAGAGGCGAAAGGGGAAUGAUGGGCACUACGUGGGCAAUAGCGCGGUGGCGAGUCAUUAUAACGCUCGGCCGGAAGUAGGGAUAGAACACCGCGAGUUCUCGCCCAUUAUCGGUCUCAAGAAGUUCAACAACUGGAUCAAAUCCGUCCUGAUCGGCAAGUUCACGCAUAGAGGUACAGGCGGGAAAGGUGCCAACGUCCUGGAUAUCGGGUGUGGGAAGGGCGGUGAUUUGAACAAGUGGAGGCAGGCCAAGAUCAAGCUCUACGUUGCUCUGGAUAUCGCCGACAUGUCGAUCGCACAAGCGAAGGAGCGGUAUGCGACCAUGCGGAAUCCGUCAUUUGAUGCCCACUUCUAUGCUCAUGACUGUUAUGCUCAACCCAUAUCAGAGGUCCUUCCCGACCAGCUGAAGGUGCGCGACCUGUACGACAACGUCACCAUGCAGUUCUGCAUGCACUACGCGUUCGAGUCGCCCAACAAGGCGAGGAUGAUGAUGGAGAAUGUUUCGAGGUAUCUUCGGCCUGGAGGAGUGUAUAUCGGGACGAUCCCAGAUGCUCAGAUGCUACUCGAUAAAUUGGAGGAAGUACCCGAGGAUGCCCCAGAACUUCGCUUCGGCAACUCGUGCUACUUUAUCGAAUUCACCGAACGGCAUCACAAGGGCAUGUACGGGCACGCCUAUCGCUUCUACCUCCAAGACGCCGUCGACGAUGUCCCCGAGUACAUUGUCCACUGGGAUAAUUUUGUCAACCUCGCCAACGAAUAUCGUCUUCGCCUGGUUUACAAGAAACCUUUCCACGAGGUGCUGGCGGAAGAGCAGGAUAGUCGGGACUUUGGGGGUCUGCUGCGGAAGAUGGGGGUGAUCAACGAAGCUGGCGAGAGCGCUAUGGAUGGCGAUCAGUGGGAGGCGGCCAAUCUGUACAUGGCAUUUGCCUUCGAGAAGUAUUGA
Dioszegia hungarica is the source of this 2397-nucleotide messenger RNA. RefSeq names its product mRNA capping enzyme-domain-containing protein. Gene Ontology annotation, biological process: 7-methylguanosine mRNA capping. Bases 1 to 2397 code for a protein of 798 amino acids. The record is from RefSeq and is a predicted model, not a curated record. The transcript is spliced from 7 exons. Lineage: Eukaryota; Fungi; Basidiomycota; Tremellomycetes; Tremellales; Bulleribasidiaceae. Gene Ontology annotation, molecular function: mRNA 5'-cap (guanine-N7-)-methyltransferase activity. Gene Ontology annotation, cellular component: nucleus.